Messenger RNA from Penicillium bovifimosum, 390 nucleotides. RefSeq lists its product as uncharacterized. The record is from RefSeq and is a predicted model, not a curated record. The coding region runs from base 1 to 390 and encodes 129 amino acids. Lineage: Eukaryota; Fungi; Ascomycota; Eurotiomycetes; Eurotiales; Aspergillaceae. The transcript has a single exon.
AUGUUCGCCGCCGCGCAGAUCGAUAUCAAGAACAUCAUUGCGAUCCACCCGCACGACCAAAAAGGUUGGAUGGUGGAGUGCACCUCCCCAGAGGCAGCCCUCGCUGCAGCUGGCAAAAGCUUUACCUUGCGGGAAUACACGGUCUGGGCGAACAUCUAUGUGUCGUCCGGUGCGAGUUUGUACAAGGCGGACACCACGAAGUCGAACCUAGGCAUGGGCGAACUGGCGAAGAACGUCGCGUCCAACCCUGUCGUGAAGGCGAGGAAGGCGUCCUUUUGGACUGGGAGCGAAGAACGUCGAGGAACAGGGGCAGGGGUGGUCCCGAUACUGUUUCAACAGCCACCAGAGCUACUCGCUUCGACGUGCCGCUUGGAAAACCCAGGGCCAUAA